GAACUGCGGAAGUGAGCACGGUGUAAACAAUCGAGUCAUCGAGUAGCAGGAAUGAAACCUCCCAUUUGGAGUGUUUAAUGAAAAAAAAAAAAAAUGAACAAGUCGAUGUGUUAACAAUGGCACAGUGUCGCGAGUAAUAUUUUAAAGUGAGCAGGCGCGUGCUGUGUCUCGCCACCAUGCCGUAUCUGGGUCACGAGGACACGGUGAGGGAGCUGAGGAGAGCUCUGUCCAACCCCAACGUCCAGUCCGACCCGCUGCGCUACAGGAACACCGUCCUCAAAGUCAUCAGGGCGAUGUCCCAGGGCGUGGAUGUAUCCGCCCUGUUCAGUGAGAUGGUAAAAGCAUGUGCCACAGUAGACGUAGUCCAGAAGAAACUGAUCUACGUCUUCCUGUGUUCCUAUGCCACUUUAAACCCCGAGCUGUCUCUGCUGGUCAUCAACACGCUGAGGAAAGACUGUCAGGAUCCGAACCCCAUGGUCCGCAGCCUGGCCCUGAGGAACAUGACCAACCUCAGGUUACCCAGUCUGGUGGAGUACGUGGAGCAGCCUCUGACAGCAGGACUGAAGGACAGAGCAGCUUGUGUACGACGAGUGGCUGUACUCGGCUGGACCAAACUACACAAUCUCCAACCCAACUCUGAGAUAGGUGUGGUGGAUGGAGGACCUUCUAGUUGUUUUGUUUUGUCUGUCUUACCCUGUGUUCCCAGGUUGAAGGAAUCUGACGUUUGGGGUCAGUGUGAGGUGCUGAGGAUCCUCCAGCGCUACCACCCUCAGUCGGAGGACGAGCUGUUUGACAUCCUGUCCCUGCUGGACGCGUCCCUGGUCAGCCCCCACCCCCCAGUCAUGGCGGCCACCCUCAGCCUCUUCCUCGGGCUCUGCUCCGGCCUGCCCGCUGUCAAUCUGGCGGCACUGGAGCGAGUACGCGCACCCCUGCUGGCCACCUGCGGCAGCGUAUCCACGGAGAUGAGGUUCACCGCCCUCUGCCACAUACAGUUGCUGCUGCGUUCUCUGCCUGGCCUGAUGGGGGCGCACUACAAACGCUUCUUCUGUGGUUAUGCUGAGCCGGCCUAUAUCAAGCAAAGGAAAAUGCAGGUGCUGGUGGAGCUGGUGAAUGAUGAGAAUGUAGCAAUGAUUCUGGAUGAGCUGAAAGGAUACUGCACUGAUGUCAACUCUGACACUGCCCAGGCUGCGAUCUCAGCUAUAGGUCGUAUUGGACGGAGCUACAGCGACCAAUGUCUGGAGAUCCUUACUGGGCUGCUCGGGCUCAAACAGGAGAACAUCACUUCUGCGGUGGUGCAGACGAUGCGAGACCUGGUCUGGGUGUGUCCUCAAUGUAGCGACACGGUAUGUUUGGCUCUCGAGGGCUGCGAGGAGACGCUGCAGGACAGCCAGGUCAGACCAGAGCCGCUGCACUGUCCACAUACUGCUUGUGUGUGCGCGUGUGCGUGUGCGUCGUGUAUGAGAAAAAGACAUGACAUCUUAAUACUCUUGUGUUUUCCAGAGGAGGAGACGGACAUGUGCGUGCGUGACCAGGCGCUUCUCUACUACCGCCUGUUGCAUUGUGGGGUAGAAGAGACACGAAAGGUCCUCCAGGGUCGGAGGUCAGACCCUUCCCUGGGUGUUCUGAUUGGCCGCCCCGCGGAGCCCAUCAGCCAGUGGGCAUGCAGCUUUAACACUCUGGAGCCUCUGAGGCAGAGCGGCGUGGAGACAGAGUCAGCCAGCAGAGGAAGCCCUGAGCACGUGACCUUUGACCCCAAGCCUAACACUGACCUCUCAGACUCACUGGACUGUGGGCAAACAGAGACGCUUCUUUCAGACUCCUCUGCUGAUGUCUUGGCUUCGACGGUUGCAGGCCUCCUCAGUUUGUCCCUGUCGCCGACUCUCAGCCCGGAGGAGUUUGAGCGUCUUUGGCUGCAGCGACAGCCUUUGCAUGCAGAGCAAGGUGCUGACAAACUGGAAGAAAAGGAGGAUUCUUUGUGCUUGGAAGAACACAUCCUAUGCCCUGCGAUACCUCACUGUUCACCACAAAGCCUUCAGGCUGCGAUGCAGCUGGUCAACAUCCAGACAAUGGCCUUCACGCCAGCACACACACUUCCCUGGAGAGUCUACCUGUACACACACACCCAGCAUGCACACUGUGGCGACACACCCCGCGGCACGCUCAUAGUCGGGGAGCUGCUGUACACUGGAGAGGCUGAUCAGAGGGUAGGAGGGGUAAACGAAGGCGUGGGUGAUGGUGAUGGAGACGUGGUGAAGGGCAGGGAAGAGGAGCAGGUGAAACCGGUAGAGGAAGCCACAGCUGACGGGCGGAGCGGGAGAGAGUCUGUGACGAAAUAUGGAGAGAAGAUGAUUAUAAAAGUGACUCUUAAGCAGCAACCAAGAGAUGACAGAGCUCUCAAGGGGUUUCUCUCCAUCCUUACGACUGUACUGCACACAUUGUCCUCAGAGAGGGAUUAAAUAUGCAACAAACACACACACACACACACACACACACACGCACUUACACUUACACUUACUGUUUCUUUAAGAAGAUGCUUAAUUAGCACAUUCGUUCCCUGACCAUAACUGUAAAAUAGCCCCUAGCAAUGGUGAAUACGCCCUCACUUUGCAAAGGCUUCCGUUUAACGCUGAAUUGUCAUGUAUAAAUUGGACUUCAGGACUUUAAAACCACUUUUGCUUUUUACCUUGCACAUUUUAAACAUCGGCUGAAACAAAUGACGCAAUAGGGGAGUCUUUACUGGAGUAAAACGUGAUUUAUCAAGACCACAGUCAGUUGGUUAACUUCAGCUGAAGGCCAUUAAUCUCUUCAGUUUGUUGUUUUCUCACAGUCACAGCAAGUGGAUUAAAGAAUAGUUUGGGUUAGGUACGCGUUUGGCCGGGUGGGGUCACUCACUGAAACAUAUUCAGCUUCUCUUGUUUCCUAGUAUGGGACUGAGGUAAAGAUAAUGUUUACAGACAAACACCCCGAUGGAAGAAACCACUUUACAUAUUCAGUAGAGCUGAACAAGAGCCCUGCAACUUAUAGUGGAAUUUAUUUUUUACCACAGUGAGCUGUUGGCAGAGGCUCCCAGAUGUCUGGUUUUACCCUUUAAUGUAUUUGACAGAUUUUUGUGUAGAGGCUGUCAUGAUCACAGUAGCCCGAAGGUAAACGCAAAUACAAACUCAUGAACUGACUUAAAAUUAAUAAAACAUUUGGAUUCUUCCUGCA
Etheostoma cragini (Arkansas darter) is the source of this 3207-nucleotide messenger RNA. RefSeq names its product adaptor related protein complex 4 subunit beta 1 (gene ap4b1). The coding region runs from base 177 to 2456 and encodes 759 amino acids. Gene Ontology annotation, cellular component: membrane coat; clathrin adaptor complex. The record is from RefSeq and is a predicted model, not a curated record. Lineage: Eukaryota; Metazoa; Chordata; Actinopteri; Perciformes; Percidae. Gene Ontology annotation, biological process: vesicle-mediated transport; intracellular protein transport. The transcript has 11 exons.